AUGGCCCAGGCAGCAGCCAAGCCACGGAGUCCAGACUCACCUGAGCAGGUUCCCGAUAACCCAAGCGGCAUCGAGGACGCCGUGCACAGCCCAGGGAGCCCGGUAGCCGAGCCAAGGAGGAGGGCACAGGGGACACAGCCCUCCCUGGGACACGUGGAUCCUGCUGAGGCAUCUUUUGGGACUCUCUGCACCCUCAGGAGGCUGUUCCUGCUGCUUGGGGUCGCAGGGCUGCUGGCGGGGACGGCGGCUGGGACGUGGCUGCUGGUGAAACACCUUCAGGAGGCUCACCCAGAGCAGGGGUCCCCCCCUCUGCAGGAGCUGGAUGCGAUCCCAGCGUGUGGUGACGGGGAAGAGGAAGAGCCCGUGGUCCGGGGGUCUCCCAGUACAGAACACUGCCAAGGGGGCUCGCAGGUUGUCUUUAAUGGAAUGGCUUUAGUGUCUUUCAGAAUAAACACGGCGAACUCCCUGCUGGAAGCUCAGCUGGAAGGACAUCCUGGCUGGCUCCUGGUGUGCCACGAGGGCUGGAAUGGCUCCCUGGGCACCCUGCUCUGCCAGCAGCUCGGGUACCUCAGAAUGACCCAUCAGAAAGGAGUGAACCUGACGGAUGUCAGGGUGAACGAGGAGCAGCAGUUCCUUCAGGUCAGACCCCACCAGGAAGAGAGCCUGGAAGACUUGUGGCAGGUCAGGAGCAGCUGUGGAUCGGGGCGAGUCGUGGCUCUCAAGUGCUCAGAGUGUGGGCUGCCCCCCGGGGCCGUGCGGGUGGUCGGGGGGGCAGAUGUGCCCCCUGGGCGCUGGCCCUGGCAGGUCAGUGUGUGCCAGGGCUCCCAGCACCGCUGUGGGGGCUCGGUGCUGGCACGGGAGUGGAUCAUCACGGCGGCUCACUGCGUGCACAGGUACCCCCAGGCCCCUCCUGCUCACCCUGCUGUGCCCCCAGUGCCCACUGCCCUCGGGUCAGGGCACACUGUGUUCUGUGUUCUGCUCAGCUCCAGGAGGCUCCAGGGCUCUGCCUGGCGGGUGUUUGCAGGGAUUGUCACCCACGGCUCCCUCAGGCAGGAGGCCGGGGUGCCAGUCCAGGAGGUCGUUCCCCACCCGCUCUACAACCACAACAGCCUCGACUACGACAUCGCCCUCAUGAAGCUACGAGUGCCCCUGAAUUUCUCGGCUGCCAUCCGAGCCGUGUGCCUGCCGCCCUCCCACCAGGACCUGCUCCAGGGCACACAGUGCUGGGUCUCUGGCUGGGGCUACACCACCCCUGACCAAGCACAGGUGGCCGGGACGCUGAAGGAGGCCCUGGUGCCCCUGAUCGGGACCCGGAGGUGCAACAGCUCGUGCAUGUACCCGGGGGAGCUCACUGCCAGGAUGUUGUGUGCUGGGUACCCCCGCGGGCAGGUGGACGCGUGCCAGGGGGACAGUGGGGGCCCCCUCGUGUGCUGGGAUGGAUCCACGUGGCGCCUGGUGGGGAUCGUGAGCUGGGGCCAGGGCUGUGCUGAGCCCAACCACCCCGGGGUCUACACCAACGUGGCCCAGCUCCUGCCCUGGAUUCACCAGGUCACUCAGAUCUACUAG
Corapipo altera (White-ruffed manakin) is the source of this 1566-nucleotide messenger RNA. It is a transcript of the gene TMPRSS5, whose product is annotated as transmembrane serine protease 5. The transcript is spliced from 12 exons. Bases 1 to 1566 code for a protein of 521 amino acids. Lineage: Eukaryota; Metazoa; Chordata; Aves; Passeriformes; Pipridae. The record is from RefSeq and is a predicted model, not a curated record. Gene Ontology annotation, molecular function: serine-type endopeptidase activity. Gene Ontology annotation, cellular component: membrane. Gene Ontology annotation, biological process: proteolysis.